Messenger RNA from Eutrema salsugineum, 1523 nucleotides. Its product is annotated as YDG domain-containing protein At5g47150. Bases 342 to 1307 code for a protein of 321 amino acids. The record is from RefSeq and is a predicted model, not a curated record. The transcript has 3 exons. NCBI's taxonomy places the organism in Eukaryota, Viridiplantae, Streptophyta, Magnoliopsida, Brassicales, Brassicaceae.
AAAACAGUCAAACUCUCCACUAAUUCUUUUCAUCAACACUUUACCAGGAAAAAAAUUCCGGUGACUGUUAGUUUCGCGUGAGCCGGAGAAUAAAAGCACGCGAGGUAGAAGACGAAGAUGAUCGAUCUUUGGUUUAGUCUUGGCGAUUCUCUCUGAUUGUUUUUACCGGUGACUGUUAGUUUCGUGGGAAUCGGAGAGAAGACUUACGCGAGGUAGAAGAAGAAGAAGAUCGAUUAGUCAUUUACUCUUCGCGAUUCUCUCUGGUAAUCGAUUUUUCGUGGAUCGUGUUUACUGAUUUUCCCCCCAUCUGUGAAGCUCAAAGAGAACGAUUAUCCAGGAAGAUGGAUCGUUCUCAUAAGCGAGAAUUUGUCUACGCCAUUCGAGAUUACCCACUUGGCUGUGGAACUCACUUCAAUGCUGCUCCGUUUUAUCUUCCUCCUCAGAGAUCAAACAAGAAUCCAAGAAAUGGUGAUGUACUUCGUCUCAAACAAGAGCCAGAGUUUCACGAUCACGUCGUUGCAGCUCCUAGACCUAAAGGAAUCUGCUUCAAACAAGAGCCACCUUUUAGAAGCUCUUAUCAGGAUCGUGUCGUUGCAGCUCUUCUUAAAGCUAAAGGAGCUUGUUCUAAACAAGAAGCAGCGUUUAGAAACCCUGAUCAUCAACAUGAUCCCCGUGAGAAAGUGCUUGAGGUCUUGCGUGUUUUCAAAGAUGUUUUCAAACAGUUGGAUCGUGAUAAGCAAGCAAGACGAGGUGGAGAUCUAUUCGAGGCAACAGCUAGGAUAGACAUCAAAACACAAGCUGUCUUAGAGAAAAUGGGGAAACAAGUGAACACAGAGAAGAGAAUCGGACAAGUCCCUGGAAUCCAAGUUGGAGAUGAGUUUCAGUACAAAACCGAACUUCGUCUUAUCGGGCUUCAUUUCAAGACGAUGUGUGGGAUCGACUAUAUGAAGAUCGGAGAUGUUAAGCUUGCGACAAGCAUCGUUGCCUCAAAAGGAUAUGGCUACAAUGACAAGAUUGAUUCUGAUGUGGUGGUUUAUACAGGUGAAGGAGGAAACGUUAUAAGCAGGGGAAAGAUUACUGAAGAUCAGAAAUUGGUAAAAGGUAAUUUAGCUUUGGCUAAUAGCAUGACGCAUAGGAGUGAAGUGAGAGUGAUACGUGGGGAAGAGAGUUGGGAUCGAAAAGGGAAGCGGUAUGUGUAUGAUGGAUUGUAUUUGGUUGAUAAAUACUGGUUAGAGAAAGAAGCUAGAGGUACGACUGUUUACAAGUUUAAGCUUUGUAGAAUUCCUGGUCAACCUCCUUUGACUUGAGAAUAAUUUUAUCAGAUAACUAAAAUAAAUCUCUAUGAUUUUGCAAUAAGGUUUUUAGGUUGAUGAUGGUUCAGAAAGUUGGUCAAACAUGCUUCAUUUUUUUUUUUUUUUUAAAGGUACAAAACGUUGGUCAAAGUGAGCGAGGUAAUUUUUUAUGUAAAAAAUAGUAAAACUCUUAUUUAUGAUUGUUUGUCAUUUAUUAUUUGAUUUUUGGUG